Messenger RNA from Aureobasidium namibiae CBS 147.97, 1341 nucleotides. Its product is annotated as MFS general substrate transporter. Bases 1 to 1341 code for a protein of 446 amino acids. Gene Ontology annotation, biological process: transmembrane transport. The record is from RefSeq and is a predicted model, not a curated record. Lineage: Eukaryota; Fungi; Ascomycota; Dothideomycetes; Dothideales; Saccotheciaceae. The transcript is spliced from 9 exons. Gene Ontology annotation, molecular function: transmembrane transporter activity. Gene Ontology annotation, cellular component: membrane.
AUGGACAUGAAGAUAGUUCAGUCGUCAACUAACGUUCAUGAACAACGCAUUGGAGAUGUCGUGGACCAGAAGAGCAUUGAACGGAGAUUGCUGAUGAAGACCGACGCUGUCGUUCUGCCGCUGAUCGUAUUGACCUCAACUUUGGCAUUUCUCGACAAGCUGGCUCGGGCCAUCUUUUACCUGGGCUACUUAGUGAUGGAGAUGCCCACUGUAUGGCUGCUGACAAAAGUGCCACUGGGUAGCUAUAUUAGCGGGACUUUGUUUACAUGGGGAGGGGUUGUCUGUUGUAUGGCUGCGUGCAGCAACUUUGCAGGUCUCGCCACGGUACGCUUCCUCCUCGGAGUCUUCGAGGCAGGCAUACUUCCAGCAUUGUUGCUUGUCAAUUCGCUGUGGUACACCAAGAGGGAGCAACUGUUGAGGACGGCGUUGUGGUACAACACUUUUGCAGGAAUCUUUGGCGGCAUCCUCAAUUUUGCAGUCGGCAAGAUCGAUGGUCCACUGUCCACUUGGAAGUAUAUCUUCCUGAUCUAUGGCUCGGUGACGAUGGCUGCUGGUAUUUUGGUUUUCUUUGCUUUGCCGGAUGAUCCGGGACAUGCAUGGUUCUCUACCAAAGAUGAGAAAGAUCUCGCUCGGAUCAGAGUGUCCAAAACUCGAGCAGCGACUCGUGAUAAGAACCGGGAAGCUAUCGCCGACCCAAAGUACUGGUGUGUGGCAGUGUUCGUCAUUGCGCAGUCCAUCACCAAUGCAGGAAUAACAGAUUUCAAUCCACUGAUCAUCGCUGAUUACGGCUUUUCGAAAAGCAAAACCACUCUGAUGGCGACACCACAAGCUGGCGUUGCUUUCGUAGCUCAAGUCGUCUGUACGGCCCUUGCUUACUUCGUACCAAACAUUCGCUGUGUUCUGUGGACGCUGUCUUCCCCGCCAGCACUGGCGGGUGCCAUCAUGAUCCAUAUGCUCAACGCCGCAUCGGAGAGAGAUGCUUCCCUUGCGGGCGUAUAUCUCAUGGGCUUUUACAACGUCCCGUGGGUUCUCAUGCUCAGUCUCCAGUCUUCCAACACAGCAAGCGCGACCAGAAAGAGCUUCGUCUCGGUCUCGGUUGCCAUCUUCUAUGCUGUGGGCAACAUCAUUGGGCCGCAAUUCUUCAGAUCAUCACAAGCUCCUAAGUAUGGCUUGGGCAUAGGUGCAAUGCUUUGCUGCUUUGCCAUAAUGGCUGCGACCGGUGUCGUGUAUGGAGACCAGAGAUACGGCCAGUCGGACUCUCAAAUUGAGCUUGACGAAUCCUUACAGGUUGAAGACUUGACAGACUUUGAGGUGGAGAAGUCCUUCCGAUAUGUAUACUGA